Molecule: messenger RNA, 1599 nt
Organism: Dioszegia hungarica
Lineage: Eukaryota; Fungi; Basidiomycota; Tremellomycetes; Tremellales; Bulleribasidiaceae
Product: amidase signature domain-containing protein
Exons: 7
Coding region: 1-1599 (532 amino acids)
Molecular function (GO): catalytic activity
Source: RefSeq, a predicted model, not a curated record
AUGUCGUCUACUCUCGCACCCGCCACCCUCUCUCCCAACAACCCCAUCACCCCCUCCUCGGUCCCGACCACACUCGCCAAGCUCGGCCUCACAUGCCCCGAGAAGGAUCUGGAGGGGUACACUUCCCUCCUCACGGGGCUAUGGGAAGUCUGGAACAAGGUCGACCAGAUGGAAGACUAUGUCCCGACAGUCGAUGAGAAGCGGUUCCCGCGGACGGAUAUCAAGGGUCCCGAGGAGGUGGAUAAUGAGUUUGGGGCGUGGGCCUGGAAGUGCCGGAUCGAAGAUAAGGAACAGAAGGGUGGUCUGCUUACGGGCAAGACCAUCUGCUUGAAGGACAAUGUAGCGGUCAAGGGCGUGCCAUGCCUCCUCGGUACAGACAUCUUUACGGGCUGGACACCGAACACCGACGCUACCCUCGUGACUCGCAUCCUCGAACAAGGCGGUAUCGUCACCGGCAAAGCGGUCUGCGAGAAUCUCAGUCUUUGGGGCGUAUCAUGCUCUGCUGCAUCGGGUCCCAUGUCCAACCCCCACGCAGAGGGCUUCUCCGCUGGCGGCUCGUCAUCCGGUACCGCCGUCCUCGUUGCCCGUGGUCUCGUCGAUCUCGGUAUUGGCGGUGACCAGGGCGGGUCGAUCCGUCUCCCCUCCGCGCUGAGCGGUAUUGUCGGACUGAAGCCUACCACCGGACUCGUUCCUUACACCGGUAUUGCGAGCUUGGAGCCGGUCAUUGACUCUGCUGGACCUAUGACCAAGACUGUCCUCGACAAUGCCCUCCUCCUCCAAGCCAUAGCCGGCGCAGACGGGAUUGACGACCGUCAGCUCGCCGGCUGCCCCUUCCCUGACCAAGUUCCCGACUACCCCAAGCUCGCCACGGCAGGCGUCAAAGGCCUCAAGAUCGGGAUCAUGACCGAGGGGUUCGAGACGUCGAUGGCGGAUCCGAGGGUCUCGGCUUUGGUGCGCAAGGCGGCGGAAGAGUGGAAGGCUCUCGGGGCGGAGGUGGGUGAGGUCAGCGUGGGGAUGCACAAGCUGGCGCCAGAGAUUUGGGCUGUCGGCGGUCGCCUCUCUGCAACUACCUCUCUCCUCGGCCAGAACUGCGGUCGCCGUCAGCUCUGCAUGAACGAUCUUACGGAGAAGAUGCUGCCCAUUACCCAAGAGAAGUUUGACAAGAUGUUUGCGAGCGGGGCAAACACACUCAUCAACGGUGUCUGGGGCUGGGAGAACUUGCCUCCUACUCUUAUGGGCAAAGCCACCAACCUCAUCCGCAAGCUCCGCGACUCCUACUACUCCGCCCUGGAUGAAUACGACCUCCUCGUCAUGCCCACUGUCCCUUUCCUCGCCCCUAAGCUCCUGGACGACGUCAAGAACGCUAGCGUUACCGAUCUCAUGAUCAACUCGGCUGGCGUAUCGCUAAACACCAGCGCUUUCAACAUCACCGGUCUCCCCGCGCUUUCUCUGCCUGUUGGCCGUCUCCCUCACUUGCUCGACGAGUCCGCCAUUCUACCGGUCGGUGUCCAGAUCGUCGGCAAAUUCUACGACGAGCCGAAGAUCUACGCGGCGGCAUAUGCCUGGGAACAGGCUCAUGACUGGACCACAUAUGCCUAG